Molecule: messenger RNA, 2227 nt
Organism: Stylophora pistillata
Lineage: Eukaryota; Metazoa; Cnidaria; Anthozoa; Scleractinia; Pocilloporidae
Product: solute carrier family 22 member 15
Biological process (GO): transmembrane transport
Cellular component (GO): membrane
Molecular function (GO): transmembrane transporter activity
Source: RefSeq, a predicted model, not a curated record
CUGUCUUAAUGAACAGCGUUUGCAUGUUAUCGCUCUCGGCACAAAACUAGGAAAUCUGAGAUCAACCUGAGCCAAUAAAGCUGUAAUCAUUCAUAACGCGAACCAGAAUCAUCACAAACAGGCGGAAGAAACUUUACGAGAAAUGAAGCUAACCACUGAUGAGGUCUUGGAACAGAUUGGCAGCUUUGGUCGCUACCAAAUUAUUCUCAACAUAUUUUUCAAUCUCGCCUAUGCAUUUUGGUGGGCCGUUCCUGUGAUGAUUUCUGUCUUCAUCGCAUCGGAGCCUGGUUGGCAAUGUCAAAAUAACUCGACUUGUCCCUAUACAGACACCAUAAGUCUUGGAGACAAGAGGUACAAGUACAGAUGCAAUAUUCCAAGGGAAGAUUGGAAAUUUGCAGACGAUUUCACUUCUACUGUCACUGAGUUUGACCUGGUCUGUGAGCGCGGGUCUUUGGGAUUCGUUUCCACUUCUCUCAUAUUUGCCGGAUUUUUCGUUGGAAGUAUCCUUGUGAGCACCUUCUCUGACAGGUUUGGGAGGAAACGCCCCCUUUUCCUCUGCGGCUUUUUCUGCUGCUUGGUUCAUUUCAUCUCAGCCUUCUCUCCUGCAUUCUGGUUUUUUGCACUUUGUCGUUGCAUUGUUGGAUUUAUGAUUGGUGCUUACAGUAUUCCGUUGUUCGUGUUGACUUCCGAGUUUUCCGGCAUUCGCUACAGAGGUGUAGCUGGAGGACUGGUAUGGACUGGAUACUUUCUGUUCACCAUGAUCCUAGCUGGAGUGGCAUACGCUAUAAGAGACUGGCGUCAGCUCACUGUUGUUACUGGAACUCCUGGACUAUUCUUUACGGCUGGAUACUUUUUUAUCCCAGAGUCUGUCCGCUGGCUGUUAAAGAAAGGGAGAGAAGAGGAGGCCAGGGUAAUCUUAUGUAAAGUUGCUGAACUGAAUGGAAAAGAAAUGCCCACUGGAUCACUGGAGUUAUCACAAGAAGAGCAGAACGAGAGGCUCGGUGACUUCCGAGAUUUGUUUGUGUCACGCAAAAUGAUUCACAAGACGUUAGGUUCCUGGUUAAUGUGGUUCUCUGCAUCCUUUAUCAGCUGGGGAAUAGCUUUUAGUGCCCCUUUUGUCGGUGGAAAUAUCUACAUAAAUGUCCUCAUAACUAACGUAGCUGGAUUGCCAGCAUACCCAAUAAGUGCUGCUUUGACGAUGAAGUUCGGCCGCAGAAAAAUUCUUGGAGUAUCGUUUCUGUUAGCUGCUGUAGGAGCCAUUGGGGCACUUCUACUGUCAGACAAAGCUGAACACGAUAAAGGUUACAUGGCUGGGAAAAUCUUCAUGUCCAUGGUCGUUGCCAGGUUUAAUAGUGAAAUAGCCUUUUCCUUGGUUUACAUUUACGCUGCUGAACUGUUUCCAACGACUAUAAGAAAUGUAGGCAUGGGUACAUCUACGGCUUCAGCCCGUGUAAGCGCUUUUGCCUCGGCUUAUGCUCCGCUCUUGUUUACCGUUCAUCGUUUCCUUCCCUUUGGUAUAAUGGCUGGUCUGGCCAUAGCAGCAGCUAUGGGAUGUAUGACUUUACCAGAAACUCUCAAUCAACCAACCGUGGAGAGUUUGUAUUCUGAUCAGAGUGUGCCAAAGAAGGACGCGGAUGACAACGAAAACGAGGUUGUUCCUGAAAACAAAGAUGAAACGAUCGCUUUAAUGUGAAAAAGCAACAACAGCUCCACUACUACCAACGAGAAAGAAUUGCUUCUUCGUAUCCUACAGCCUUACAAUGAGCAGGAAGAUGCAAAGACAAAGCCUGUGGCUAUUUUUUUUAUAAUCGUUUAAUUGCUAUGUAACAAACUCUCCAUAAUACUUAUUUGUACCAACUACUGCAUUCAAUCCUCAUUGCCUGGGGGACAAUGCUGUUAUGCAUGCCAGUAUCAAUCGGACGAACAAACCGUCCCUAUUCAUGACGCAAGGUUCAUGCUGUUAAUUGGAAAUCGGGCCAAAUAUUUUUUCUUGGGCAAAAUUUUUGCCAUGUGUUAUCCUUAUAUUCUCAGCCAAUUGAAAAGCAAACAAACAACUAAAACAACAAAACAAAAACAGCAACUACGACAAAACGAACGAGCAUAACGCCUACCAUGAUUCCCUUUUUUUUAGGUGCUAAUAGAUAUUUUCUUUAUGGUAAAACGCUGCCAAACGUUGCUUGACAAUAAACAAUCAGAAGUUAAAUAUCAAAAUGUGCCACUCGUUUCA